AGCAACCUGCGGCCCCCCGCGGAACUCCCCAUCAGUUCCUCUCUUCUUUUCCCCGCUCGAAGAAGAGGGCUUCGCUCCUUUUCCCGGUGUUUCUUUGGAUGGGGGGCAUUUUCCACCGACGCCCUCCGCUCGCCGCCGCCGCCCCUCCCGCCUCGGAGACUCUCUUCCUUCCUUCCCCUUUUUCCUUACGCAAUAUACAGAAAUGCGCGAGGCGGUGGUUGGUUUUCAUUUCUUCUUGGUGGUUGUGUGCAUGCGGUGGGAUUGUGAGUGCGUGUGCGAGCCGUCGGCAGUGCUGACUUCUUCCGAGUGUGGUCUUCCAGGCGGAGGGUUGUGUGUCCGAGUGUGAUGGUGUCCGCGGUCUUUGGGCUGUUGAUUUGGAUUCUUCGAGCCCUCCUGCGUUUUCAUCGCUGUAUACGAUUAUGCUCGUUUUUCCUUCUCGACAAGAGUCUGGCUCUGCGUGUUGGGUUGUAUUGUGACUUUGCGACUGUAUUUGGGUGGUUUCGUUGUUGUGUCGGGCAUAUGUGAUCCUGACUACGUUAGAUAUGUGUCCAUGAACGAUUGCGUUCUGAUUUCGUUGUACCGUGUUGGCCAGUGUGCGGGCCUGACCAUGUCGGCUUGGAGGGCAGCGCUGGGUUGUGUUUACUUUGCUUCCCUUCUGUGGGGCUGGACCGUGUGUGGUCCUGUCCGUACUGGGUUGUGUGCCUGUGUGCUUGUGUCCUUUAGAAGUGUAUUUGCAGAUCGGUGGGAGGUGGAGGGGAGGGCGAGCAGGAGAUGGAACCGCAAGUUGAGGAGGCGGCAAGGGGGCGGGGAGAGGGAUUUCACAUUUUAUUCCAAAUUAUGAUGUAUUCGGAAGCCAGUGUUGGCUUGGAUGGGCAGACGGAGCCCGAUCGGCGGCUGCUCUGUCCAGAGGCCGGUCCGUGCCUCGGUGUUCGAGGGGUUUGUUAGGGAGUGGGAGGUUCUUCCAGGCUCGAAGCUGAGCAGCGCUCGCCGAGGCCCGCGCCUUCACGCCGGUAGCCGCUGGCUUCGGUUUCCGCCGCACCCAGGCUUCAUCCAUUUCUGACUGCCCAGGACCACACCGUGGCCUAACUGCUGGUCUCUCAGCGAGAGAGGGGAAAAGCAAAGAUCCCCGUCCGCAGCUUGGACCUUGGCUCCCGCCCCUCUCCAGCGGCGGAGUGGAGAUCCUAUUCAGAGGGGCCGGUUUCUCUAAAUAUGCCCCAGGAUGACGGAGCGGCCGCCCAGCGAGGCGGCCCACAGUGACCCCCCGCUCGAGGGACGGGACGCGGCCGCGGCCGAGGCCCGCAUGGCCCCCCCGCACCUGGUACUGCUGAACGGCGUCGCCAAGGAGACGAGCCGCGCGGCCCCCGCGGAGCCCCCGGUCAUCGAGCUGGGCGCGCGCAGCGGUCCGGGGGGCGGCCCCGCCGGUGGGGGCGGCGCCGCGCGGGACUUAAAGGGCCGCGACGCGGCGGCGGCGGCCGAAGCGCGCCAUCGGGUGCCCACCACGGAGCUGUGCAGACCUCCCGGGCCCGCGCCCGCCUCGGCCCCUGCGGAGCUGCCCGGCGACGGCCGCAUGGUGCAGCUGAGCCCGCCCGCGCUGGCGGCCCCCGCCGCCCCCGGCCGCGCGCUGCUCUACAGCCUCAGCCAGCCGCUGGCCUCCCUCGGCAGUGGGUUCUUUGGGGAGCCAGAUGCCUUCCCUAUGUUUGCCACCAACAACCGAGUGAAGAGGAGACCCUCCCCUUAUGAGAUGGAGAUUACUGAUGGUCCCCACACCAAAGUAGUGCGACGCAUCUUCACCAACAGCCGAGAACGAUGGCGGCAGCAGAAUGUGAAUGGGGCCUUUGCUGAGCUCCGCAAGCUGAUCCCCACACAUCCCCCAGACAAGAAGCUUAGCAAGAACGAGAUCCUCCGCUUGGCCAUGAAGUACAUCAACUUCCUGGCCAAGCUGCUCAAUGACCAGGAGGAGGAGGGUACCCAGCGGGCCAAGCCUGGCAAGGACCCUGUGGUGGGGGUUGGUGGUGGAGGCGGUGGGGGAGGGGGCGGUGCACCUCCUGAUGACCUCCUGCAGGACGUGCUGUCCCCGAACUCCAGCUGCGGCAGCUCGCUGGAUGGGGCGGCCAGCCCGGACAGCUACACCGAAGAGCCGGCCCCCAAGCACACAGCCCGCAGCCUCCACCCCGCCAUGCUGCCAGCCGCUGAUGGAGCAGGUCCUCGGUGAUGGGGCCGGGGCUGUUCAGGACCAGCCGGGAGGGCAUCCUCAGGCCGCCGGGCCCAUGGGCUUCAGGGCAGGUGGGGUGAGGAUCGGGCAGCUCUGAAGCAGGGCAACGGACUCGAUGAGCUUUCCUUGGUGUCUGAACUUGGCGGAGCUCUAACUGUCCCCGGGGCAGCUUCCCUGACUCCUGCCUCAGUGGGAGAACAGAAAAAUGGAGCAAAGUGGUAGGUACUUUUUAUGAAGACGGCACGGUCUUCCCCCUUCCCCCAAUCCCUAAGACUUCUCCAGUAAGAAGCUGGACUGACACUGCUUUUGGCCUGGAGCUUAGGGGCCUUGUCUUUGCCAAGACCUGGGGUUAUCAGCUCUCCCCAGCAGCAUCCAGCAGCCUCUGCCUUGCCUUUAGCCCCUCCCAAGCUGGCUGGUGUGGCUUGUGUGGCCACUCUGUCCAAAUAUGUAGGUACCCAGUCGCCGCCCAUUUCUGGGUGAGCCCCAUCUUCACCCAGGCCCAUGUCGGUUCACCCAGCUUGCCAGCUGCUGUAGACAGUCACAAGCCUCGAGGUGCCUUCUACAGGGUCUGGUUGAAGAAGAUGGCCAGUGGACAGCCUGCUCUCAACUAGCUGGGCCAGAGGGUCAGAAAACCCAGUAGCCCUUACUGCUUGCCCCGGGGAUCAAAGCUCUGCUUUCUCCCCACUGAGACUUGCCUUCCUAAUCCUUGCGGGGACUGAGUCUGUAGCUGAGAGCAUGCCUUGGCAGGCCUCAUGAAGGCAGAGAGAGGGAGAAUGGUGAGUGUGACAUUGAACCAGAGCUCUUUGGGGCUUUGGGUUCGAAUCCUGGCGGUGUCUCAGAGCAGCCUGCCUGUACUCUCCACUCCCCGCCGCUGUUCUGGUGGCGAGCCAAUGGCUGUGUGCCGAUGGCCCU
Molecule: messenger RNA, 3124 nt
Organism: Lontra canadensis (Northern American river otter)
Lineage: Eukaryota; Metazoa; Chordata; Mammalia; Carnivora; Mustelidae
Gene: TAL1
Product: TAL bHLH transcription factor 1, erythroid differentiation factor
Exons: 5
Coding region: 1220-2212 (330 amino acids)
Biological process (GO): regulation of transcription by RNA polymerase II
Molecular function (GO): RNA polymerase II cis-regulatory region sequence-specific DNA binding; protein dimerization activity; DNA-binding transcription factor activity, RNA polymerase II-specific
Source: RefSeq, a predicted model, not a curated record